AUGCUACGUUUGCAUGCGGGUGAUAGUAUAGCUGGAUUAGUGGCUUCAUCACCCGUCGAUCUGCAUCCGCUACUUGUAUGUCUCGUGUUUCAAAAUGGUCGAAUAGAAGUUGCAAGUACAAUUGAAGGCAACAUGCCUAUCGAUUUGACAUUAAAGCUUCUUAUAAAUGCACGAGACGUGUUUGACAGCCGAAAUGAAGAACCUGAUCCAACUAAUUUGCAGUUAACAAUUGUUUCUGGUGAAGGUUGGACCAUGUCGGAAAGUCUCUUAAUACCUAUCAUGAGAGAUACUGAAGAAUUUCGCAGAAUAGCUAAUGAGUUUAUGCAGAAUACGGAGCGUAUUGUGAGCAUCGAUAGAGUUGAAAAUCCAAUGUGGCUUGCUCAGUUUCUCAAUAAUAAAGAAUCUAUUGACGCUCGGCUCGAUGGUAUUGAAAGCGAACGACUCUUUGCAUUCACUUGUUCACCAUCAACAGCUCGACAGAUCCUUAAAAAAGGAUUUAGUGAUAGACUGAAAAGCAUUCAUGGUCGACAAUAUGGCUAUGGAUUUUAUUUUCCAUCUUUCUCUUCGUUCUAUUCAACGCAGAACGGUGAACAAACAAUGCUCGUGUGUCGAGUUCUUGUCGGUCGAAGUUGCCUUGGUCAUUGGACAAUGGAAACAUGUCCUUCAGGUUACGAUUCAACAACAAAUGAAUCAGGCACUUAUGUUGUCUAUUCAAAUCGACAUAUCUUGCCCAAAUAUCUUAUCACUUUCAGAUGA
Molecule: messenger RNA, 756 nt
Organism: Rotaria sp. Silwood1
Lineage: Eukaryota; Metazoa; Rotifera; Eurotatoria; Philodinida; Philodinidae
Source: the annotation of a GenBank genome assembly